AAAUCUUCCUCUGUUCUUACGUCAUUACGCUAGGAUCCGCCAGUCACCCGAAUCUAGAGGAAGGGCUCCGCCAAUCCGAGGGGAUAAGGGAAGUGAUUAUUUACUGAGUUCUGUCUUUCCACUGGAAAGUGAAUCCUAAUAAAUAUUAGCUGAACCCCUCAGGGUCAUACAGCACCCAAGUGGCUUCGAACCAAUUCACUCGGACUAUCCUUGGUUGCGGCCUCCGAGCCUGCCCUUGGUCCCUUCCUGCCUGGUACCACCGGAGCCUUGACAAGCGACCCAAACGUCGGGCCGCUACUAGGAGAAACGGAAUUCGGCCAGGACCCAGGCGACCAAACAUCAAUCUUAAACGGAAGUUCCCGCACAGGAUGCACUUGCGCGCACGCGCAGACACUCACACGGGCAGGGCCUUGGUUUGGUCCCUCCCAACCUUCACGCGCUUCCUUUUCCGACGGAGGCGGGGCCGCGGGGGCCGGGGUGCCCGCGGGAAACCCGGAUCCGGUGUUCUGCUAGCUGCCACUGCUGUUAUGGCGGGCUUGGGAAGUCUGAUCCUACGGCCCUGGAUUCGAGAGCUGGUCCUGGGGUUAGAGGCACUCUCUGGUCCGCGGCCUGGGCAACUGCUCGAGGUACUGCAGGAGGCGGAGGCCCCGGGUCCGUCCCGUGCCCCUGACGCGUUGUUUUUCGGGGCUGCGCUGCUUGUGUCCGAUGGGACCCAUAGUAUCCGGUGCCUGUUGACGCGAAGGGCCCUGGACACCUCGGACUGGGAGAAGGAGUUCGGUUUCCGCGGGACUGAGGGUCGGCUGCUGCUGCUGCAAGACUGCGGGGUUCGCGUCCAGGUCUCCGAGCGCGGCGCCGUGAGUGAUGAGGCUGGCUUGGAGGUGUUGCUGGGUCUUGCUCUUCCUGACAACACCUUAGAGUCGCCUCUGAACUCACCCCUCCAGCCCGCGGAGUUCUACCUCCAGGUGGACCGUUUCAGCCUGCUGCCCACGGAGCAACCCCUGAUACGGGUGGCUGGUUGCAACCAGGACCCGGAUGUGCAGAAAAAGCUCUGUGACUGCCUUGAGGAGCACCUGUCAGAGUCUACCUCCUCCAACCCAGGCCUGACACUGUCCCAGCUUCUGGAUGAGGUGCAGGAGGACCAGGAGCAUCGAAGGGCACUUGUGCGCUUGGCUGAGAGCUGCCUGAUGCUGGCAGGCUGUCAAACAACACCCACCCUCACCCGCUGGGCCACCUCACACUGCAGGGCCACGGGAGAAGCCGUGUACACUGUCCCCAGCCUAUGUCUGUGCAUCUCUCAGGAUGACCAGCAAAUUCUGAGCUCUCUGGGUCCAGGUCAGAGAGCACAGGGCCCUGAACUGCCUACAGCAGACCCAGCUCUGCAGGACCUGUCUCUGACCCUGCCUUCUUCCUCUUCCUCCUCUCCGGGUUCCUCAGGAACUCCUCCGGAACUCCACGGCCACUUGCAGUCAGAGGAAAGCAGUGCCAGCAUUAGCCUUUUGCCUGCCCUGUCCUUGGCUGCUCCAGACCCAGUGCAAAGGGACAGCUCCCAGGCCCUACCAGCCAUCUGCUCUACCCCUGGUCCCUUCCCGCCCUGCUCCCCACACCCCAGCUCCCUACACCCCAGCCAUGUACCCAACUCCCCAUUCCUCAGUUGCACUCCCAGUCUCUUGCCCUUUGGUCGUUUCCCCAGUCCACACAAGGCCCAUGUGACCAGGGCUCAGAAACCUACUCUGGAGUUGAAGGAGCUAGGGUUGCCCCUCCAGAAUCAGCAGCCCCCUCCAAGGACCAACGCUACCAAGGAAGCCCUGGAUCCCAGCCCUGUCUGGGAUCCCCCAAAGAGGCAUCGUGAUGGUUGUGCCUUCCAAUAUGAAUACGAGCCACCCUGCACUUCCCUCUGUGCCCGGGUGCAAGCUGCCAGACUCCCUCCCGAGCUCGUGGCCUGGGCCUUGCACUUUGUAACGGAGCCAUCACCAGAGUCUGAAUUAACAGGUGUGAGGCCCAUGUGAACACAUGGGAGUAUGUGUGCACACCGGGUCACGCCUGUGGGUGGAUAAAUAGAGCUCUGCACUGUG
Messenger RNA from Loxodonta africana (African savanna elephant), 2072 nucleotides. RefSeq names its product ACD shelterin complex subunit and telomerase recruitment factor (gene ACD). Gene Ontology annotation, molecular function: telomeric repeat DNA binding. Gene Ontology annotation, biological process: negative regulation of telomere maintenance via telomerase; telomere maintenance via telomerase; protein localization to chromosome, telomeric region. Bases 369 to 2006 code for a protein of 545 amino acids. The transcript is spliced from 11 exons. The record is from RefSeq and is a predicted model, not a curated record. Gene Ontology annotation, cellular component: shelterin complex; chromosome, telomeric region; telomerase holoenzyme complex. NCBI's taxonomy places the organism in Eukaryota, Metazoa, Chordata, Mammalia, Proboscidea, Elephantidae.